GCGAGAUAUAAACAUAAACAUUUGGCUCACGUGUUAAAUGAAAUCAGUGUAACUUAAUUUAUAUUUCUUAAGUAUGGAAGACGAUUUAGAUGCUGGUUUAAGUAUUGGUAUAAGUACCCAUCAUAGGAGAGAUCCACAUGAUUCAACAGAGCGACGGAAAAUAGUAGGAAACAGGGGUCAAAGAAUAAAAGCAAGAAAAAAUCUAAAAAGACAAAAGGAAAGGUAUGAAAACGGAACUCAGGACACAAGUGAAUAUGUGGUGAAUAAAAAACCACAAGAUGCUGAAAUCAUUGACAAUAUUGGAGGGAAAGCUGAAGGUACUAAUGUUGGAAAAGAUAAGAAAACAAGCUCAGAUAAAAGGCAGAAGGAGUCAGUGGGUAAAAAGCGACCGGGAGAUGUGAUUUCUUCAUUGUUCAGACAUAACCCUGACAUCCCUACUGUAAAAAGUGGUUCUGUGCAUCAGGUGAAGGAGAUAUUGUUUACCUCCGACAGUUUCCAGGAUACACCUCUUCACCCAUACAUGGUGUCAAACUUGGAAAAGCUGGGUUUCACCAAGAUGACCACUGUCCAACAUCUGACCAUCCCCAAACUGGUGGGUGGACAAGACCUCAUGGUCAAGUCACAGACUGGAUCAGGAAAAACAAUGGCCUACGCCAUCCCUAUCAUAGAGAACCUGGCUAGUGUUACUCCAAAACUUCAGAGAUCAGAUGGCUGUCAGGUCAUGGUUAUUGUCCCUACAAGGGAGUUGGCGCUACAAAGCUAUGAUGUGUUUGUAAAACUUUUAAAGCCAUUUACAUGGAUAGUUGCAGGCUGCAUUAUGGGAGGGGAGAAGAGGAAGGCUGAAAAGGCCAGGUUGCGUAAGGGAAUCAACAUCCUGGUGGCAACCCCAGGACGUCUGAUAGACCACAUAGAGAACACAGAGAGCUUCAGUCUGACUGCUGUUAAAUGGCUGGUACUGGAUGAGGCAGACAGGCUACUGGACCUGGGUUUUGAGGCAAAGGUUUCACAGAUCAUUCAAGCGCUGGACAGACAAUUCAGACAGACAAGACAGACUGUGCUGCUGUCUGCUACUCUAACUCCUGGUGUUGAACGACUUGCGGGGAUGUCAUUAAAAAAUCCGGAGAGGGUGUCAGUCAGCCAUGGUACAUCUUCAAACCAAAACAGUAAACUGCAAGUUAAAAACAAGUCUGCCUCACCUGCCAACGAGCAGGAAGAUACGAGUGUGGAAGAUGAGAGUAGCGAGUUUGCCAUCCCCGAGAGCCUGAAGCAGUAUUUCGUGAUUACCCCUUGCAAACUUAGGCUGGUCGUGUUGUUGACUCUGAUCCUGUCAAAGUGCAAGCGUGGAACGCAGACAAAGAUGCUGGUGUUUGUAUCGACGCAGGACGGUGUGGAGUUCCUAUAUAGACUGGUUACCUUUCUUUCCCGCGAGGCACAGUCUGACAGUGACGUGGAGGAGGAACACACAGCGACCAGUCGACACGUGCACAGACUGCAUGGGGAUAUGUCUCAGAAGGACAGGACUGCAACAUUUCAAGAUUUCUGUGAGGCAAAAGCGGGUGUGUUACUGUGUACAGAUGUGGCAGCCAGGGGUCUUCACCUGCCAUCUGUUCACUGGGUCGUGCAGUAUUCAUGUGCUGCGGGCAUCACAGACUAUGUACACAGAGUUGGGCGGACUGCGAGGGCGGGAACAGCUGGUAACACACUACUGUUCCUGUUGCCGUCGGAAACAGCAUUCCUGCAGCAACUUAACCAGAAAAAUAUCAGUCUAUCAGAGAUGAAGGUAGGAGAAAUACUGAAAGGUGUUAUGAAGUUGAUACCUGACCUGCCUGGCAUGGCAGAAACAGAGCGCCAGGCCCCUAACACUGUGGAGGAGGCAGCCACGUAUCUCCAGAAUUGCUGCGAGAUGUUUGUAAAAAACACACCCAAUAUAACUGCCCUUGCCAAGACAGCAUACCAGUCAUACAUCCGAGCCUAUGCAACAUAUCCUUACGAGUUGAAGCCCAUAUUUCACCUUCGGCAUCUUCACCUCGGGCACGUGGCCAAAACCUUUGGGCUCCGGGCGGCUCCUUCAGAUAUGUCAAACAUACAAGGGGUUGACAGGUCCACGCUGUCCGGCAAACGUAAACACCAGGGGGGCAAAGAUGACAGACCCCAAGCCAAGAAGCGCAGGACCCCAAUGUCUGAAUUUGCAGGACCUCUAAUGGUUAAGAUUCCAAAGAAGAAAACUGGUAAACAAAAACAGAAGAAGAAGACAAAGAAGCCUGUUAAGAAUAAAUGAGUUCAUGUAUUUAUUUCUUAUUUGUCUGUUAAAUAAUUAACAUGAAAUAGAAUAAACCUAAGUGUACGUAUAAA
Molecule: messenger RNA, 2352 nt
Organism: Mya arenaria
Lineage: Eukaryota; Metazoa; Mollusca; Bivalvia; Myida; Myidae
Product: probable ATP-dependent RNA helicase DDX31
Exons: 17
Coding region: 74-2278 (734 amino acids)
Biological process (GO): ribosome biogenesis
Cellular component (GO): nucleus
Molecular function (GO): nucleic acid binding; ATP binding; RNA helicase activity
Source: RefSeq, a predicted model, not a curated record